Molecule: messenger RNA, 1057 nt
Organism: Aegilops tauschii subsp. strangulata
Lineage: Eukaryota; Viridiplantae; Streptophyta; Magnoliopsida; Poales; Poaceae
Product: peroxygenase
Molecular function (GO): calcium ion binding; monooxygenase activity
Source: RefSeq, a predicted model, not a curated record
CCCCGUGGGUGCUUCCUUCCUCGCGUGUAUAAGAAGAGCAGGUCGCACGGUAGAAUUUGUCACCGCCGGUCGUAGAUUAUUGCUUUCGAUUCCGGUGCACACAGAGAGAGAAGCGCGGGUUAUGGCGGAGGAAGAUAAGGCGCCCAGCGACGCAAUGUCGACGGUGGCGGAGGAGGCGCCGGUGACGGCCGAGCGGCCGGUUCGGGCCGACCUGGAGCCGCGCCUUCCCAAGCCAUACUUGGCUCGAGCUCUGGCCGUGCCCGAUGUGUACAAUCCUGAAGGGGCCGUGGAGGGGCACGAGCACGGGCAGAAGAGCGUGCUGCAGCAGCAUGUGGCCUUCUUCGACCUGGACGGCGACGGCAUCGUCUAUCCCUGGGAGACUUACGGAGGAAUGCGGUCACUGGGCUUCAACGUGAUCUUGUGUUUUAUAGCGGCAAUUGCCAUAAAUAUUGGUCUAAGCUUCCCAACUCUACCUAGCUGGAUACCAUCUCCCUUGUUCCCCAUACACAUCAAGAACAUCCACAAGGAUAAGCAUGGCAGCGACUCCUCGACCUACGACACGGAGGGAAGGUUUAUGCCGGUAAAUUUCGGGAGCAUCUUCAGCAAGUACGCCCGCACGGCGCCGGACAAGCUCAGCUUCGGCGACAUCUGGAGGAUGACCGAAGGCAACCGGCUGCAGUAUGACUUCUUUGGAUGGUUGGUGAGCAAGGGAGAGUGGAUACUGCUGUACGUGCUGGCCAAGGACGAGGAGGGCUUCGUCUCCAGAGAAGCUGUUCGCCGCUGCUUCGAUGGUAGCUUGUUCGAGUUCAUCGCCCAGCAAAGGAGGGAAGCCCACGAGAAGCAGCACUAGAGUCACAGGACCGAGUAGAGUGCAACGCUGUCGUCUCGGAGCGUCCUCGAUCGUGAGUGGACCAGAUUGAUUACCUCAUCAUGUAUUCCUAGGAAAUAAGAGACGAACGAAUACCAAGUUCAGAGGGCUGAGAAGUUAUACACUUUUAUAUAAAAAUAAGUUGUACACGUAUCAAUUAUAAACUCGAGGACACAAGUAUUUUGGUGU